Seminavis robusta is the source of this 3357-nucleotide messenger RNA. Lineage: Eukaryota; Bacillariophyta; Bacillariophyceae; Naviculales; Naviculaceae. The record is from the annotation of a GenBank genome assembly.
CGUGUGCUACUAGUACCAGAAGGAGGAUUGUCGCCACCAUUGCCUAGAGCAAGUAGAGCUGCCGGAGAAGAUGACCACGGUCACCAUCAAGUAGAAGAUGGAAGCGACGAGACGUCUUUGCUGCAGGUUGAGAACGAAGACAAUGAUGAUGGCAAUGCUGGAGAAGACGACACCAGCGCUCGCAAUCAAGUUGAAGAAGACAAUGACGCUUCCUCAAUGGAAGACAAUGACGCUUCCUCAAUGGAAAUUGACGACGAAGGAGAUGCCGAGGACAAAGAAGAUGAUGGUGCUGAUAGUGCUGACAUUGCUGCUGUUGAUGUUGCUACCAAUCCGAAGCGAAAAGCCAAUGAGAUGACCCCCAAAAGCAUGGACCAACGAGCAACCAAAAGAUGCAGAGUGGCACCAGCACGACCAGCAGCAGCAGCAGCACGACGUCGACAAUCGCGAGCAGUUAAAAAAAAGAGUCCCCUCAAGUUUCCUCCCCCGACAGGAGACGGAGCAAGAGCCGCAGCAGUCGCAGCAUCGAACCCUGAUCCUUUUGGAGUUCAAGCAGCAGCAGCAGCAGCAACACUAGCAGCAGCAGCAGCAACAACACCAGCAGCAGCAGCAGCAACAACACCAGCAGCAACACCAGCAGCAACACCAGCAGCAACAUCACCACCCAAACCACCAGCCGCACCAGCGCCAACACCAACUGCAACUUCAACCGCAACGGCAACGGCAGCAACCAAAGCAGCGCCACCAGCAUCAACCGCCACGGCAACACAAACAGCAGCAGCACCAACCGCAACGGCACCAGCCGCAACAGCAACAGCAACACCAACACCAACUGCAGCAGCAGGUGGAGUUGGCGGAUCGAGAGGAUCUGGGUAUCUUUCAUCUCCAUCCUCCGCCGAGAAAAGCCAAGACAGCAAGGAAUGCGAUAUUAGCUUAGACAGCGUGCUGGGUACGAAAUUCAUUGCCGAAGACUCCCAAGAUUCAGACAACAAAGCAUUGUCUCCGCUCAUCAUAGACAAAGGGCAAAAUGUGCUCAAAGGAGACUUUGGUGGUGGUCUUUCGCCAAUUCUGCGGGUGUCAUCGCCUCCUGUUUCUACUCCGAAACCUCACACACCUCCCUUUGGUUCCGCAAGGGCUGACCAGCAAGAGUUGGCUCAGCGAAAGCGCAAGGCUUCAACAACAGCAUCCAAGAACACUCGAAAGAAUGAUGUUGACGAAUCCUUUGCGACAGAUGGGAAACGUACGAAGACAGAUGAUUUGCCUCCUCCAACAGUUGCAACAGUUGAGGGUACCAGGAAAGAAGGCGAUUCUUAUGAUUCUGAUUCGUUGAAUCUUUCUGAAUCGAUCACAUCAACCAAUAGCAAGUCCCAAGAAGACCAUGAGAUCGGUGGAGAUUCCAAGGAUGGACAACUUGACCACGGUGAGGAUAGCACUGGUGACGAUGACAGAAACUCGAACACAAGCAGCAAACCGGCGAAGAAGAAGAAGAGCGUUCGCUUCUCUAGUCCUUCAGAUGGUUCCCCUUGGCAAUCUGGUCGUCGAUCCUCAGCUAGCUCGGCAGGGCUAAGUAUGAGCUUCUUGGGGCCGAGCUCAUCCGAUCCCGAUGACUUGGCCUCGCCCAGUGGGGUGGAAGGAAUUCUGAACCAAUCCGUCCACAAGAAUACGAUGGAGGAACUGAUGCAAACGACGGCACGCAGGAAUCAGCAAGCGAAACAAAAAGUUUUGAUGCAGCAGUUGCGACAAUCCGCUCCAGUGAAAGAUAUCGACUAUGAUGCUUUGUCCAGCAACAAGUCGCCCUCAAAAGACGACGCAGAAAGCGGCAAGUCCGAGUCAGCCAUCAGCACUCCGGAAUUGAACGAUGAUGCUCGAAGUCCCAAAAGAAUGGCCUCGGAAGAGAAGCCCAACGACAGUACUCCGGAGAAGCCAGCAACUAUGCCAGAGGAUGAAUUACAAGACAAGGCAGCAGCCAAGGGCGAGAAUGAAUCUGCAGAAUUCGACGGGAAGAAGGCGGCAUCAGAUGAAGAGGAUGCAUCGGCUAAGGAUGCCAACCAUGAUGGCAAGACCUUGGAAGAAGAUGCAGCUGUCGUGACGGAGGAGGAUGCUACGGUGGAUAAUGCAAAAGAGGACAACGCUGGAGAUGAAGAUGCCCAUGAUGGCGGCGAUGGUCACCAGGAGGCAUCACGGGAGAAGCGAAGGGGCACCAAGCAAAGCUCGCCUCGAAACAAGACUUCGGAAAGCCAGACUUCGGAAAAGCCAGCCUUCGAGCAGGAGGAGAAAGGAACGUCCACUCCAAAGUGGCCAGAUCAUUCAUUUCCAGGUGGUGACAUUGACGGUAAGAUCGGUGGAGAUUCCAGUCCCACAGCUGCAUCGAAGAGCACUCGAAAUGAUGAUGCAGAUGGGAAACAUACGAAGACAGUCACUUUUGCUGAUGAUUUGACCAAGAAGAGCAAGUCCCAAGAAGACCAUGAGAUCGAUGGAGUAUCCAAGGAUGGAGCUGCUAGUAUGGAGGAUGACGCUUCCAAACAACUUGUCGAGGAACAGCAAAACAGUGACUCAGGUACCGCCGAGACGGAGUCAGCACCCAAAAAGAUGUCCGGUCCUCCGAGGAAGGAUGGGGAAGAAAAGGAAGAACAAGUAGAGGAUGGCACUUCGAAGCCACGUGAGGAAGACUCUUCGGAGCAUGAUAACGACGGCGAAAAAGAAGACGAUACAGAAAGUGGCAAGUCCGUGGAGGAACAAAACAACAAAUCAGCUACUGACGACGAUGAGGAUGACGCUCCGAAGCCACGUGAUGAAGACGCUUCAGAUCAUGAUGGCGACGACGAAGCAGCAAAACACGGCAAGAUCAGCGAAGAGUUGGAAGGUCUCGAGGUUGAAAUGCCUGCAGCCGAGUCCAGCGAGUCUAGUGAGGAGAAAGACGAUGCUGAGAUGCCAGCAGCCGAGUCCAGCGAGUCUAGUGAGGAGAAAGACGAUGCUGAGAUGCCUGCAGCCGAGUCCAGCGACAAGGAAGACAGUGUCAGCCAUGACACGUCUCGCAACUCUGACACAAUCAGUAAACUGGCCCGUGAGAAGGUGUUAACCACAUCCAAAGAUAUCGACCAUGAUGCAUUGUCCAAUAACAAUUCGCUCUCAAAAGAAAAGUCCACAGAGGAACGAACUGAGAUGGAGUCAGCUAGCACUCCCGAAUCGAAAGCAAGAAUGGCCUCGGACGACAGUGAGAAGGACUCGGAUACUUCAAGGAAGGAUGAGACUGAGUCAAAUGCUUCGAGGAAGGAUGAAAUGGAGUCAGAUGCUCUAAAGCCCCAAAAGAAUGUUCUUGGACGACAGCGAGAAGGACUCGGAUACUUCGAGGAAGGAUGA